Molecule: messenger RNA, 984 nt
Organism: Microthlaspi erraticum
Lineage: Eukaryota; Viridiplantae; Streptophyta; Magnoliopsida; Brassicales; Brassicaceae
Source: the annotation of a GenBank genome assembly
AUGAGUCAACCCUCCGAGAGUCAGCCUUCCGACAACAGUCAGCCUUCCGACAUCAGUCCGCCUUCCGUGAUUCUCGCAACGGCUAGCUAUGAUCGUACCAUCCGAUUCUGGGACGUCACAACCGGUCGCUACUACCGUACCAUUUACCAUCCUGCUUUGCCCGUAAAUGAGCUCCAGAUGAGCCAUCAACGAAACCAAGAUAGGCCUCAGAAUGUAAACAAGCUCGAGAUAAGCCCAGAUAAGCGUUAUCUGGCAGCAGCUUGCAAUCCUUACAUACGAAUCUUUGAAACCGAUUAUGAAAGUCUUGAACCUGUGAGGACUUUUGUUUCACACACCAACAAUGUUACGGCAAUAGGGUUUAAUUAUGAUGGCCAACUGAUGCAUUCAGGAUCAGAGGAUGGCACAGUUAAGAUCUGGGACAUGAGGGCUCCCCAUCAGCACGAGGUGUACGAAAUGAGAUGCGUAAAGGACUAUGCCAAUGAUUACGCUGUUAACACAGUUGCUUUACACCCAAAUCAGGUUGAGCUGAUAUAUGGAGACCAAAAGGGCAAUGUUCGUUCUUGGGAUCUCAGAGUAAACAAGUGUAUAUAUGAACUGGUACCAGAAGCUGGUGUAGCUGUGCGGUCUUUAACUGUUAUGCUGGAUGGGACAAUGCUGGUUGCUGCAAACGAUCGUGGCAUAUGUUAUGCAUGGAGCAUUAUGCCUGGAGAUCAGAUGACGAGCGUGUAUGAGCCCCUUCAUAAGCUAGAAGCUCAUGAUCACUUCAUUCUCAAAUGUCUCAUCUCUCCUGAUAACAGGUACCUAGCAACCGCAUCAACUGAUAAAACUGUCAAGAUAUGGAACACCAAUACUUUCCAGCUAGAGAGAGUUUUAACAGCAUCAUCGGACGAGACGGCUAGGCUGUGGAGGAUGCAUGAUGGAACAGAAGUGCAAGUGUACCGAGGUCAUCACAAAGCCACUGUGUGUUGUGCACUCAGUGAUUAG